Molecule: messenger RNA, 3188 nt
Organism: Cucumis sativus (cucumber)
Lineage: Eukaryota; Viridiplantae; Streptophyta; Magnoliopsida; Cucurbitales; Cucurbitaceae
Gene: AGA2
Product: probable galactinol--sucrose galactosyltransferase 2-like
Exons: 14
Coding region: 608-2926 (772 amino acids)
Molecular function (GO): raffinose alpha-galactosidase activity
Source: RefSeq, a predicted model, not a curated record
UGUGUUUUUCCCUUUUUUUGUUUCGAUCUUCUGCCUUCCUGUAGUGUUGGUUGAACAUGUGGAUUUGGAACGGUUUUGCAAAGAAAUUCGCUGUUCUUGCUCUGUUCGGAUUUUGAAGGAUUUCAAAACUAUGGACGUAAAUUUGUUGUUCAUCUUUUGUUUAUGAGCCGGGGGUUCUGCGUUUGAUUCUAAAUUUUUGAGUUCGAAUCGAGCUUCGGCCAGCUGAGAGUAGUUAGUGAGUUGGAUCUAUGCAAGGAUCCCCUUCUUGGAUCUUGGCUCAGAUCUACUUCCCUCUCUGCUUCUUCGUUUCCUCUUAGUUCCUUGCAGAUGGCGACGAUUUUUUGGUUUUUAGUUUUGAUUAUUCAUGGAGAUAAUCAGAACAUGAACGAUUCCGCGUGUUGAUGGCAGUGGAAUGAAUUAAGAAAUCUAGCUUAAAACUAACUCGAAAGAGAAAACACGGAAUUAAUAAUAAUUAGGUACGAAAAUGGAUGAGUUGGAGAGAUUCAAUUGAACUUUGACGGCUUCUUGAUUCUAUUUUCCGUAUCUGUAUUGUUCUUUCUACAUUUUGGCGUCACUUUCUUCCAAAGCAACUGUUCGGUGCUCAACCAUGACGGUCACACCGAAGAUUACUGUCAACGAUGGCAACUUGGUGGUUCACGGGAAGACCAUACUGACUGGGGUUCCUGACAACAUUGUGCUGACCCCAGGAUCUGGCCUUGGACUCGUUGCUGGCGCUUUCAUUGGUGCCACUGCUUCGAACAGUAAAAGUCUACAUGUUUUCCCAGUCGGUGUUUUAGAGGGUACUCGCUUCCUUUGUUGUUUCCGUUUCAAGUUAUGGUGGAUGACUCAAAGAAUGGGAACAUCUGGGAGAGACAUCCCUUUCGAGACACAGUUCCUGCUGAUGGAGAGCCAGGGUAACGAUGGGGAGGAUCCUGAUAAUUCUUCGACCAUCUACACCGUCUUCCUUCCUCUCCUUGAGGGUCAGUUCCGUGCUGCUCUGCAAGGAAAUGAAAAGAAUGAGAUGGAGAUUUGCCUCGAGAGUGGAGAUAACACUGUUGAGACCAACCAAGGACUUUCUCUUGUCUAUAUGCAUGCUGGGACAAAUCCCUUUGAAGUUAUCACUCAAGCAGUGAAGGCUGUUGAAAAGCAUACGCAAACUUUUCUACAUAGAGAGAAGAAAAAGUUACCUUCCUUCCUUGACUGGUUUGGUUGGUGUACUUGGGAUGCUUUUUACACUGAUGUCACUGCUGAGGGUGUUGUGGAAGGCCUCCAAAGCCUUUCAGAUGGAGGGGCACCUCCAAAAUUCUUAAUCAUAGAUGAUGGUUGGCAACAGAUAGAAGCCAAACCAAAAGAUGCUGAUUGUGUUGUACAAGAGGGAGCACAGUUUGCAAGUAGGCUGUCUGGAAUAAAAGAAAAUCAUAAGUUUCAGAAAAAUGGGAAUAACUAUGAUCAGGUCCCAGGCCUAAAGGUGGUUGUUGAUGACGCCAAGAAACAACACAAAGUGAAAUUUGUGUAUGCAUGGCAUGCUUUGGCUGGUUAUUGGGGUGGAGUGAAACCAGCAAGUCCAGGCAUGGAGCAUUAUGAUUCUGCUUUGGCGUACCCGGUCCAGUCGCCGGGUAUGUUGGGCAACCAACCAGACAUAGUUGUAGACAGCUUGGCUGUUCAUGGCAUUGGCCUUGUGCAUCCAAAGAAAGUCUUUAAUUUUUAUAACGAGCUCCAUUCCUACUUGGCUUCCUGCGGUAUUGACGGCGUGAAGGUUGAUGUGCAAAACAUUAUUGAGACCCUCGGUGCUGGUCAUGGUGGCAGGGUUACACUUACUCGUAGCUACCAUCAGGCUCUUGAAGCUUCGAUUGCUCGUAACUUUUCUGACAAUGGAUGCAUUGCUUGUAUGUGCCACAACACCGACAGUCUCUACAGCGCCAAACAGACUGCGGUCGUGAGAGCUUCUGAUGAUUAUUACCCUCGUGAUCCUGCCUCCCACACCAUUCAUAUUUCUUCUGUGGCUUACAAUUCUCUUUUCCUUGGAGAGUUCAUGCAGCCUGACUGGGAUAUGUUCCAUAGUUUACAUCCGACAGCAGAGUAUCAUGGUGCUGCUCGUGCAAUUGGCGGAUGUGCAAUUUAUGUCAGUGACAAACCAGGCAACCACAACUUUGACCUGUUGAAGAAACUAGUCCUUCCCGAUGGAUCAGUUCUUCGUGCACAGUUACCUGGACGACCGACACGUGACUCUUUGUUCAACGAUCCAGCUAGAGAUGGCACCAGCCUGCUCAAAAUUUGGAAUAUGAACAAAUGCUCUGGUGUUGUUGGAGUAUUCAAUUGCCAAGGUGCCGGCUGGUGCAGGAUCACAAAGAAGACUCGCAUUCACGAUGAGUCUCCGGGUACCCUAACUACCUCUGUCCGUGCAGCUGAUGUUGAUGCUAUUUCACAAGUUGCAGGUGCCGAUUGGAAGGGUGAUACUAUCGUUUAUGCCUAUCGAUCAGGAGAUUUGACUCGAUUGCCAAAAGGUGCUUCAGUUCCUGUUACCCUCAAAGUUUUAGAAUACGAUCUUUUCCAUAUUUCUCCUCUGAAGGACAUCACCUCAAACAUCUCGUUUGCCCCAAUCGGUCUAGUUGACAUGUUCAACAUCGGCGGUGCUGUCGAGCAAGUCGAUAUCCAAGUGGUCGAACCAAUACCAGAGUUCGAUGGUGAAGUUGCUUCUGAGCUAACAUGUUCUCUCCCUGAUGAUCGACCUCCAACGGCCACUAUCACCAUGAAAGCCCGAGGAUGCGGAAGGUUCGGUUUAUACUCGUCCCAACGGCCUCUGAAAUGUAGUGUGGACAAGGUGGGUACGGACUUUGUGUACGACGAUGUGACAGGGUUAGUGACCUUCGAAAUUCCUAUCCCAACAGAGGAGAUGUAUAGAUGGAACAUUGAAAUUGAAGUUUAGGUGAAUGUUGUAUGUUUAAAUUUCAUUCGACCAUAUCAUUUAAUAAUAUGGCUGGGAGAUAUAUAUAUAUAUAUAUAUAUAUAUAUAUAUAUAUAUAUGGUAGUCAAGAGGAGGAAUUUAAUUAGGAUUGAGUGUGUACUGUGGGGGCCAUAAAUUUAAAUCUAAGGGUGUAAUGUAGCAGCCAACAUCUGUCAUUAAUGUUGUAAUCUAAUUCUCUAUUCAUGUCAUAAUAAAUAUGUUUUUCUGAUUUCUUUCUUCACAA